Penicillium macrosclerotiorum is the source of this 837-nucleotide messenger RNA. Its product is annotated as DNA 5'-adenosine monophosphate hydrolase. Gene Ontology annotation, biological process: double-strand break repair; single strand break repair. Gene Ontology annotation, molecular function: double-stranded RNA binding; single-stranded DNA binding; single-strand break-containing DNA binding. The transcript is spliced from 2 exons. Gene Ontology annotation, cellular component: nucleus. NCBI's taxonomy places the organism in Eukaryota, Fungi, Ascomycota, Eurotiomycetes, Eurotiales, Aspergillaceae. The record is from RefSeq and is a predicted model, not a curated record. The coding region runs from base 1 to 837 and encodes 278 amino acids.
AUGGAGCAAAACAAUGCCCAGACAGGGACGUCCAGAGCUCCCUCGGAGGGACACACGAGGACAUCCGAGAAGAGAAAUGCGUUUACCGAGCUCCUAUCAUCUCGUGAUAAGCAGCCAAAGCACGAGAGCAACAGCUCAACAAAUACCAGCGCGCGACAAGGCAGUAGAGCUGCCUCGGGAGGUCGAGAAGGGCUAAACCCCUACAUCGUGAAGCCUGAAUCAUUUCCACCAAAUGUGGUUAUAUACCACAGUGAAGACUUUGUCGCAAUCCAUGACAUGUUCCCGAAGUCGUCCCUACAUCUGCUCCUUCUCCCACGCGACCAGGCCAAAACCCGGCUCCAUCCAUUCGAUGCGUUUGAGGAUCCUGAAUUUCUAGCAAAGGUUAGAUUUCAAACACAGAAGCUCCGGGCCCUAGCUGCGGGAGAGCUACGCCGGAAAUAUGGGAAGGAUUCUGCGCAAGAGCAAAAGAGACAGGCAGCCUUAAAUGCGGAUCCACCACCGGACGAGCUGCCAGCCGGGAGAGACUGGGACAAAGAGAUCAUGUGCGGAGUGCAUGCUGUUCCGUCAAUGAACCACUUGCAUGUGCAUGUUAUUGCAGUGGACCGGUACAGUGAUCGGCUCAAACAUCGGAAGCACUACAACAGUUUUUCGACGCCUUUCUUCGUGCCCAUUGAAGACUUUCCCUUGGCCCCAGAAGAUGUGCGGCGGCAUCCCACACGUGAAGGAUAUCUCAAAAGAGAUUUUGAAUGUUGGCGCUGUGGAAAAAGUUUCGGAAACCGGUUUGUUGAGCUGAAAAAGCAUCUCGAACAGGAGUUUAAGGAGUGGAAAAAGUUGUAG